GUCGCCCCGUCGGGAAACCCACGAGCAGCUCGGCGGCAGCGGCAGCGGCAGCGGCUUUGCCUCGGCGCGGUAGGAUGUGGUUAGAACCUUGAGGAACUGCGGGUUCCAGAGAGAACACUUUAGACAGCCGGAUUGGAUCCAGAGAGCAGAUGCUCAAGAGAACUUCUGUUUUGCCCAAGGUCUCUCCGCGGGAAAUAUAAAGGACAAAGGUAUCCGCCUCUACAAGGGACCCCAAGCAGUGCCUGGAUGAGAGUACUGGAGUGACUGGUGACUCCAGGAGGCCUUUCUGGAGGAGGUUGAGCCCCAGGGGUGGCUACGCUGGCAUGUCAACCCAUUUCCAAAGUGAGGCAUAAGUCUUGGAGCCGACCCUGCCCGGGUCCCAGUUGAGAAGAUGAGGUUGCUACGAAGGCGCCACAUGUCCCUGCGCCUCGCCAUGCUGGGCAGUGUCUUCAUGCUCUUCCUCUUCAUUCGGCAGAAGGAUGUAAGCAACCAGGAGCAGGCCAUGGAGAAACCGUGGCUGAAGUCUCUGGCGGGCCAGAAGGACCAGGUCCUGGACUUCAUGCUAGGUGCUGUGAACAACAUUAGGGAUGUCAUGCCCAAGCUGCAGAUCCGGGCUCCGGAACCGCCUCAGACUCUGGUCUCCACGAACCACUCCUGCCUGCCCGGGUUCUACACCCCUGCUGAGCUGAAACCCUUCUGGGACAGGCCACCUCAAGAUCCCAACAGCCCUGGGGCAGAUGGAAAAGCAUUUCAGAAGAAAGAAUGGACCGAUCUAGAGACCAAAGAAAAGGAAGAAGGCUAUAAGAAACACUGCUUUAAUGCAUUUGCCAGUGACCGCAUUUCCUUGCAGAGGUCUCUGGGGCCAGACACCCGGCCUCCUGAGUGUGUUGACCAGAAGUUCCGGCGCUGCCCGCCACUGCCCACCACCAGCGUGAUCAUUGUGUUCCACAACGAAGCCUGGUCCACUCUGCUGCGCACAGUAUACAGCGUCCUGCACACCAGCCCUGCCAUCUUGCUGAAGGAAAUCAUCCUCGUGGAUGACGCCAGCACAGAUGAGCACCUGAAGGAGAGGCUGGAGCAGUACGUUCAGCAGCUGCAGAUCGUGCGCGUGGUUCGGCAGCGGGAGCGGAAGGGGCUCAUCACAGCCAGGCUACUGGGGGCCAGCGUGGCGCAGGCAGAGGUGCUCACGUUCCUGGAUGCCCACUGUGAGUGUUUCCACGGCUGGCUGGAGCCCCUCCUGGCUCGAAUUGCUGAAGACAAGACAGCGGUGGUGAGCCCAGACAUCGUCACCAUCGACCUUAAUACCUUCCAGUUCUCCAGACCAGUACAGAGAGGCAAAGCCCACAGCCGGGGCAACUUCGACUGGAGCCUGACCUUCGGCUGGGAAAUGCUUCCUGAGCACGAGAAGCAGAGGCGCAAGGAUGAGACCUACCCCAUCAAGUCCCCGACGUUUGCCGGCGGCCUCUUCUCCAUCUCCAAGGCCUACUUUGAGCACAUCGGUACCUAUGAUAACCAGAUGGAGAUCUGGGGAGGGGAGAAUGUGGAAAUGUCCUUCCGGGUGUGGCAGUGUGGGGGCCAGCUGGAGAUAAUCCCCUGCUCGGUGGUCGGCCACGUGUUCCGUACCAAGAGUCCCCACACCUUCCCCAAGGGCACCAGUGUCAUUGCGCGCAAUCAGGUGCGCCUGGCUGAGGUCUGGAUGGACGACUAUAAGAAGAUUUUCUACAGGAGAAAUCUGCAGGCAGCAAAGAUGGUCCAGGAGAACAACUUCGGUGACAUCUCGGAGCGACUUCGACUCAGGCAGCAGCUACGCUGCCACAACUUCUCCUGGUACCUGCACAAUGUCUACCCAGAGAUGUUUGUCCCCGACCUGAACCCCACCUUCUAUGGAGCUAUCAAGAAUCUUGGUACCAAUCAGUGUUUGGACGUGGGCGAGAACAACCGGGGAGGAAAGCCUCUCAUCAUGUACGUCUGCCACAACCUCGGCGGCAAUCAGUACUUUGAGUACACAUCGCAGAGGGACCUCCGCCACAACAUCGGGAAGCAGCUGUGUCUACACGCCAGUGGGAGCACGCUCGGCCUUAGGAACUGUCAGUUCGUUGGCAAAAACAGCAGAGUGCCCAAGGACGAGGAGUGGGAAUUGACCCAGGAUCAACUCAUCAGAAACUCAGGAUCUGGUACCUGCCUGACAUCCCAGGACAAAAAGCCAGCCAUGGCCCCCUGUAAUCCCAGGGACCCCUACCAGCUCUGGCUGUUUGUCUAGGCCUGGGGUCACCCCCCAGUGCAGGCCCAACAAGCCCUCCAGGCGGUAGGGUCACCAGGCGUCUGGGGAGUCCUCUCCCCCAGAUCCUCUGGAGGCCUGAGAGUUGGAUUUUGAAGCCCUGUGGCCACCAAGGCAGGACGUUCUUCUUGCAACAACACUGGUCCCACUUUCUUUCUUCCACGUCAGUGGGGAGACCAGGAGGUCACAUGCUACUUGGCCCAAGGCUUUUGUCCUCUCCUAGAGACGAGCCUCGAAAGCAGCCUGAGAGUGUGUCCUGCAGAGGAACUGGAAGGGCAGAGAGCCUCUCGUGUUAGCAGACCUUUGCAGCAAACCCUCUUGAUAUGUAUACACAGAGUGCCUUCAUCCUAUGUCAUUUGCACAGUUAUCUCUGGAGGAGACAGGGAGAAAGGAGCCAUCCAUUGAGAAGGUUGAGAGUGAGCUGGAGUAUAUAGCUCAGGGAAAGGCUCUGGGUUUGACCCCUUAGCACCACAGAAAACAGAAAAGGAGUCCAGGAGAGAAAGGCAGGCAGAGAGAAGCAGAGAGGGACAGAGGGAGGCAGAGGGCUUUUCUGCAAUUGCACACCUGAUAGGUGGCUCAAGCUGGGGUUGAGUCCCCGUCUUUGGUGCUGUACCAGGGGUCCUUCCAGCACACAAGAACACUAAACAGUGAGCUGCCAGUCAUGCCAUUUCCUGACCCCCUCUCUGAUCAUUCUGGCUGGCUGUCCUCCAGAAAGCCAGGUAGCGAGAUGUGAGACUACAUUGAGAUCCUGGACUGUUAGUGUGGAAAGAAGUUCAUGAGCUGAGACAGCUGGUGAGCCUCAAGCCCAGGGCCCCUUUGUUCUAAGCUAUAGACGAGGAGAGUAAAAGGCUGAAGCAGGAGCUAGGCAUGAAGGCACAGGUCUGCAGCCUCGGUGCUCAGAGACUAAAGCAGCAAGGUCUUAAGCUCCAAGGCCAGCCUGGGCUUCAAAAUUCGACCUUUCCUCAAAGGCAAUUAAAAAAUAGCGUGGAGAAUAUGCAGGGAACUGCCUCGCAGCCCCUGAACUAAGGCAGCCCCCUCCCCUUUUACACUUACUCCUCAGCAGAAACUAGAUAGGUGUUUUGUCCAAGGUCACCUGGCAAGAUGUUUGGCAGUUCCAAGCUUAGACCCAAGAUAAGGCUAAUCAGAGUCCUGGCAAGUCUGAGGGGUCAGGGACAGCGUGCAGUUGCCUGGAGGGCUGAUCUCAUCUGCUUGCCUGAGUGCCCUGUGCAGAGCUGACCCGAGGAUGCCAACCUUUCUACAAUCAAUUUGGACCCCACUGUCACUCUGCCUGGAAGAAAAUAGAAAUGUGCAGGAAGACUUUAGGGGGACUUCAGCAUGGGACCACGAAUGCCUCCUGCUCCAUGCAAGGGCACAUUGCAGGAAGCCUCCCUUGUCCCCUGGGUGCCAAUCAGAGGUAGCCCAGCCAAGGGAAAGAGUCUGACCGAGUUGUGAUCCAAGGUGGGAAGAGAGGCUGAUUGAGAACCUGGUGGAAAUAAAGGUUUUAUGGUAUUGGUCAAAGGUGUUGGAUUUGAGUUCCUCUCUCCCUGCUUUAGCCAUAACUGAAACAGAUGGGACUGGCAAGGACCCUGUGGCUACUGUCACACCUGCAAACACUCUCCAGCCAGUGUGUAUUGGGUGUGCAGUGUGUGCAAGUGUGAGAUGUGAGAUGGGACCCUUACCCCGUGGAGUCCCAGAAUGCUUGAGGAAAGGAGUUAAAACAAGUCAGGAGAGGCCUGACAUGGUGGCUGCAGGGAGAAGCUGAUGGUGGUGGGUCCUAAGGCAGAGGCAGGCAGGCAGACAUUAGUUUGAGGCCAGGCUGGUCUACAUAGCAAGUUCCAGGCCAGCCAGGGCUACAGAGUGAGACCUUGUCUCAAAAAGAGAAAGAAGGUGGGAAGGGAAGCUGGAGAGAUGACUUUGUGACCAGGAGCUCUUUCUGCACUUCCAGGGGACCUGGAUUCAAUCCCCUGCAGCCAUAUGUAACUACGUGUAACCAUCAGUUCUGAAAGGUUGUGUCAUCUUCUGGCCUGUAAGCACACCAGGCACAUGAGUGGUACAUAGACAUACAUGCAGCAAAAACACUCAUACCUGUAAAGUGCAAACAAGUAUUCUCAAUUUUAAAACAAAAAAUGAAAAGCUGGGCAGAGUUCAGUUGGUAGCAUGGGCCUGACAUGCUCAAGGCCCAGGGUUUGAUCCAUUAAGCCAGGUACACUAGGUAUGGUGACCCAGGUUAGCCCAGACUAGUAAUCCCAGAAGUUAGGAGAUAGAAGCAAGAAGAUGCGAGGUUCACGUGAGCUAGACUGGGAGCUGGAGACCAACAUGGGCUAUGAUGCUAAGUUCAGAUCACAUUGGCAUAAAGAUAACAAUAUAGAUCCUAUUAAUUUCUUUAGAUCUUAAACGGAAACACUUUUUAUAGGCCCCUAAAUAUAUUCUGGGCCCUAAGCACUGUUCCUACUGACUAGAUCUGCCCCAUAGGAGAGCGGGUUGACCUGUAGGUGAGAAAGACUGUGUGAACUAUGUUAACAAUGAGUUAAUUAUAGGGAGUCAAAAUCUUGGCCCUAAUGUUGGUUCCAUUAAACAUCUAAAUGUUUAUCAGCCAUAAACUAUUUCCCCUCUAUCCCAGAAUUUUUAUAUUACCUCCUCAGCCCAAUUCUGUUACACCUAGCUAAGGUGUCCACUCUAGUGCUGACAGGCUUUCUCAUGUAUCCCAGAAUUUGUAUAUUACCUCUUCAGCCCAAUUCUGUUAUACCCAGCUAAGGUGUCCACUCUGGUGGCUUCCUCACACCCACCCUGGAACAGAGCUGUUCCUUUUUUCUUCCUCCCUUCUUCCCAGGCAGGAUCAUGCUGUGUAGCCCAAACUGGCCUUCCUUGCCCCAUGCUGGGGGUGGGGUGUCACAGGCUUGUACUAUUUCUCAUUUUCAUGAGCUAUACUAUUGCUUCAGGUAUCUUUCUGGAAUAAGUGCUUUGACACCAGUGGAAGUGGAAGAGAGGAGCUGCCACCGGUGUUCUGAAACCAGGACAGCUCUUGAAAGGCCUCUGUCCUGGUGCAGUUUGUGUGCUCAUUUUUAGAUUCUAAAACCACAAGGUGGAUCAGGCAAGCAAGCGAGGUUUUACCAAAGCCUCCCUGGCAGCCAACAGGUUGUUAGAGCAAAGACACCAUUCCAUUCCAGGUACCAAGUGAAGCAUACUUGACAAAUAGGCAGUCUAAGCAGUGUGUUAAAUAACCACUAAAUAAAGCAACAAAUCAGUAUCUUUUUUUUUUUUUCUACCAAAGUGCUCUUUUUCUACUUUAAAUUACUUCACCAUUUGAUCUAAUGUAUUCAAACUUCCUCUGUACAAGCUUGGAUUUUUCCAAAGUUCGUGGGAAAUUUUAUGAGCAGAAAUAAAAUUUUGUCAUAAACUGUA
Mus caroli (Ryukyu mouse) is the source of this 5680-nucleotide messenger RNA. RefSeq names its product polypeptide N-acetylgalactosaminyltransferase 6 (gene Galnt6). Gene Ontology annotation, cellular component: Golgi apparatus. Gene Ontology annotation, molecular function: polypeptide N-acetylgalactosaminyltransferase activity. Lineage: Eukaryota; Metazoa; Chordata; Mammalia; Rodentia; Muridae. The record is from RefSeq and is a predicted model, not a curated record. Gene Ontology annotation, biological process: protein O-linked glycosylation.